Molecule: messenger RNA, 2405 nt
Organism: Equus caballus (horse)
Lineage: Eukaryota; Metazoa; Chordata; Mammalia; Perissodactyla; Equidae
Gene: IL34
Product: interleukin 34
Biological process (GO): positive regulation of monocyte differentiation; positive regulation of cell population proliferation; positive regulation of macrophage differentiation
Molecular function (GO): macrophage colony-stimulating factor receptor binding
Source: RefSeq, a predicted model, not a curated record
UCUGCUGUAACCAUGGCAACCGGGGCAUUCUUGCUGGUGUGAAGUUAAGAUGCUUCCCAGUUAACCACAGGUGCCCUCGGGGACCCCCACGGCCACCCCUGCCCUGUGUCCAGCUGACCCCAGCCCAGACGGGCAUGGUGGGUGCGAGUCUUAGGCUGGGUGGGCACAGUCAGUGGGUGGUCCCAGGGACAGGGCAGGCACUGGUGGUAGGUGGCAGCAUCUCAUCUUCCCAGACUCAUUGGCGCUGGGGCGUACAGGGAUUUCUGGCCUCUCUGGGUGUGGCCAGCUGGGGGUGGGGGCUUGGAGAAGUCUGGGCCUCCAAGACCCAUGGGAGAAGUGCACCCGGAUGCCUGGGAAGGCAUCCUGUUCCUGCUGACCCUCCCUCGGUAAAGAACAAAAUUAAAAGGCAGGCAGAGAACAGUGUUGUUGAUAAAAAGAAAAUAAGCUGAAAUGAGGAUAGAAAAACAAGAGUCUAGAAGUCCCUCAAGCCUGCUGGUAGGAGGCCAGACCAAGAUCCCUUCAGACUCCAAGAUUUGACUUAACCGACUCAAGUUCCACCUAUUUUUCUGGUGCCUCCCAUGUGCCUGCUGGAGAGUCACUCCCAUGGUGACAAGGACCUGGGCUGUCUUGUGCCUUUCUCCCAAUGCCUGGCACGGAGCUAGGAGGCGGUCCCGGGCUUGACCCUGCGAGGGAUUCGCAGAGGAGUUGAGCCCCCCCGGCCCUUGUGCAGGGAUACUGCAAAGGGUCAGAACAUUCAGACCAGGGGAAGGACCCAGACCCGGUGUUCUAGAAGCAGCAUGGGUGAGGUGCCACUCAAAAUGGUCUCGAAGGUGGGCAAUGUCCACACAGGUAGACGUGGGGAGGUGAGGACUGUGUCCCAGGUAGAGGGAACAGCACGAACAAGGGCUCAGUGGUGGGACAGUGAGACGCCAGGGUGGAAGGCUGGCCUGGGCUCCAGUGGCUCAGGCCUUGGAAGCCGGGGUGAAGAGUUCCUAAUUCAUGAGAGGAUGUGGAGCCCUGGAAGGUUCGUGACCUGGGGUGGGGUUGGGAGUUACUCUGCAUUCGGAAGAUCAGUCUGGUGGUACUUGUAAGAGUUGCUGUUGUACCUUCUGGGCAGGAAGUAAUGAGGGCCAGGUCCAGAGCUGGAAGCGAGAAGAGAAAGGCAUGGUGGAGGGGAGAAGACUCGUGAAGGUAGAUCGCGGAACCUGGCAAGGAUUGGCCGGGAUUUUGGGAUCCUCCUUGGCAUGGCCUUGGGGAACAAGGGUUUGGAGGUGUGGCCCUUGACCCAGAGUGAGGAGUGCGCGGUCACCGGCUUUCUACGGGACAAGCUGCAAUACAGGAACCGCCUUCAAUACAUGAAACACUACUUCCCCAUCAACUACAGGGUCAGCGUGCCUUACGAGGGGGUGCUCAGGAUGGCCAAUGUCACCAGGCUGCAGAGGGCUCGAGUGAGCCAGCAGGAGCUGCGGUACCUGUGGGUCUGGGUGAGUCUCAGUGCUACUGAGUGGGUGCAGGAGGUGCUGCUCGAGGACCAUCCAUCCUGGAAGUACCUGGAGGAGGUACAUACACUGCUUCUGGACGUCCAGCAAAGCCUUAGGGAUGUGGAGGUCAGCCCCCAGGUGGAAGCGGUGUUGUCACUCCUGAGUGCCCCAGGGCUGAGCCUGAAGCUGGUACGGCCCAAAGCCCUGCUGGACAACUGCUUCCGGGUCAUGGAGCUGCUCUACUGCCCUUGCUGUAAACAUAGCUCCGUCCUGAACUGGCAGGACUGUGAGUUGCCCAGCCCUCAGCCCCACAGCCCGGAGUCCUCAUCAUCACAGUGUGUGGCUGCCCAGCUGUACCCUUGGCCCCAGCAGCCCCCCACCUCCCUGCCCCGCUCCCCGGGAUCUGAGGCUGGAGUCCCCCCUCAGUGAUGCUGCCGAGGGCACGGGGCCAGGCCUCCUUCCAGAGCAGCCUGUAUGGUGACCUGGGUGGGGCAGCUGGAGGAGCUCCCACGGGAGUUCAGCUGGGCCUGACACUUGGCUGCGUGGUGGUGGGAGCCCCCGCUGGAAGAGGAACCCCUGGAAGGGUGUUUGUCCUUUGGGGAUUCUGUGCCUGAGAAGGGCUCAGCUUCCUGCCUUCUGUGCCUCAUGUGGUCUUACCUGGGGACCUGUGGGCACCUGAAGGUGGAUGAGGACCGAGCUCCCGCCCCACCUGGCACUGCCCGGGCCGCCUCCCUUGCCCGACGGCAGCACCGAACGUCUCCUAGCCUGCAGAGGCAAGAGCUGGUCGAGGGGCGGGUGGGCAUGGGGCGGACACCACUCCAUGAGGCCGGGGAGGGGGCAGAGCCCAACGCCACAUCUUGCCACAGUGGAUGCUCUUCCAGUUCCUUUUAUUUUUUCUAUUAAACACCUGCUUUGUUUUGUUUA